GCACGGCCCCGGUGCCGCCGGGGAAGGCGGGCAGGGAGGGGCCAGCCCGGAGGAGGAGCCCCGCCCGCUGCACUUAAACCCUGUGACCGGCACUGCCCCGCGGCCGGCGGGCCAUGGAGGUGGCACGGGAUUGCGUGGGAUCGCUGCUGCGAUCUUUCAUAUCCAUGGGAGCAUCUGUAGGAGCAGUAACAAAACAGACCCUGUUCCCUCCUCUCAUGCCUGCAGGGCGCCCUUUCCGUGUGUCCAAUGCCUCCCGAAGCAGCAGGAAAGGAAUUGUUGCAAGCAGCCUGCAAGAGCUCCUCAGCAAGACUUUAGAUGCCUUCGUUAUAACUGCUGGAAUAGUUACCCUGGUUUUGGAGGAAGAUGGCACAGUUGUGGACACAGAAGAGUUCUUCAAGUCCCUGGAUGAUAAUACACACUUCAUGGUUCUAGAAAAUGGACAGAAGUGGACACCAACAAAAAAUGGAGUUGUCGCUGUGAGAAAAAAGAAGAAAAUGGGAGUAGCUAACAUCACAUUUGAUCUGUACAAACUGAACCCUAAGGAUUUUAUUGGCUGCUUAAACAUCAAGGCAACUUUCUAUGAGAUCUACUCUAUCUCAUAUGACAUCAAAUGCAUGGGAGCAAAAAGCGUACUGAGGAAAGUGCUUCAGCUAAUGUCCCAUGCAGCACAAAUAACUGGACAGUUUCUGCUCUAUACUGGAACGUACAUGUUGCAGUUGAUGGGUGAAUAUGAUGAAGAUGACAUGUGCACACGAUCCAGGCGGGAGUAGUGACCACAGCUGCGCUUCUGAUGUCGAAUCCUUUUGCUUAAAGGCAUUCUCUUGCCCAGUUCUGAUUGUAAUAAUGUUAUAGUAGGGAGAUGUGCACUAACCUGAGCUAACAUUUUUCCUCUUUGGGAGUGCUUGUAGGCCUUAGUCAGGAAGUGUUGGAUGUUCGCAGCCUCUUAACACCGCAGAAAGAUGGGUGCCUAAUGUCUGAGCAUCUGGCAAAAGGAGAGAGAGGGCGGGGUUUUGCCCCAGCAAUUCGAAAUGGAGAAUAAGUACACUUGGAAAGAUUUGCAUGAUUUGUAACCAGUGCAAUAUUUUUUUUGCACCAAUCAAGACACUGUUUUGUUCUUUUGGGGUUUUUCUGUUUGUUUUGUUGUUGUUGUUGAUGUUUUGUUUGUUUGUUUUUCAUGACUAUCCACUUGCAUUCUGAACAGACUGGGCUGUAAGGCAAGGGCAGGAGGACUGUGGGGUGUGUUUGUUAAUUUGUUUUAAUCCUUAACAGCGCUGGCAUUAGUGUGAAGCUGACAUUGAGGUGAAAUGUACCUAUUUACUCCUGCUGACAACAGAACUUCAGUCCUACUCCAGUGACUGACCCUUCUCAUGAAGUCUAAUUGGAGAUUGUGCAACUACUAAGCAGAAGGCUAAGAUUUAGCCUUACUUCCCUUAAAACAAAUAAAACCUUUUCAUUAUUGUUCCUUUUUUUUUUUUUUUUCCAGUCUUUGGGAUGUUCAGGUUAUUACAGCUCACACAGUCGAAGAACCUGAUAUAUUUUUUUAAUGAAUCUGACGUCCAGUUCUGCCUGAGCAUUCAACAGUCUGCCAUGGUUUCAUGAGUAUGGCUUAUAAGCAACCUGCUGAAGCUUUUUUCAGGGAUUAAACCACCGCUUCUGCAGUUUUUACUGUCACAAGAUGACACUAGGUCAUCAUCAAGUUGGGCUUGAGGUACAUGUAAGAGACGCUGAAUAUUUUGUCGCCUUUGGGUUCAGGGGAGAGCAGCAGGGCACUAUCUAGUCAUGCAUAACAUAGAGGUAUGCUGUAAAGUGAAUAUUUGCAGUGUUUUAGUCUCCCAAGACAAGCUGUAUUAGAGGACAAAGUAAUGUUUCCCGCAGUUUACCGAACUGUUGUUAUGCCCAGCUUUCAGGAAGCUUUUCCUUAACAGUGUGAAAAAUUGGAGAACAAGUAGCCUUAGGCAUCUUGUGUCAAAAUGCAAACUCACGUUGGUGAAGGAAAAAAAAACAACCCAGUUUUGGUUGUUCACAGACGUUGCUUUUGAGGUUUUUUGUUUGCUUGCACAUGAAGAACUUUAGGAAGGCUGAAAGCUGUUAAGGAGAUGUGUCUGUCCUGACAGUAGCUGCCACCUAGUAAGAGCAGCUCUGUUGCUGAGAGAACAAGUGGGGUGGGAGAGGAAAUCAGUGGGAGUGAAAGGGAAAAGACCACUAUGGAGCCCACAGUGCUUGCCAUGCCUCUGAGACAGGAAUCCAUUACCUGUGUGCACCAACUGCACUGACCUGAACUGCUAAAAGAGCAUCAGAAAGGUGGAAAAGAUAAAGUCUCAUGGUUGGUGGAGUCUAUUCUGACCCCUUAGCUGGGUUUCUUCACUUCAAAGGUCACUGCUACAUGGGAAAAUUGCUCUUGCUUUUAGCUGCAAGUUUCACCUUCUUGUGCUUAUUUUUGCCUUCCCACCAUGAGUGUGGCAGCUGGCGCUGCAUUCUUCAAAUCACCCUUGAGAGGAAAGGCAGCCUAAAUCCAAGUGCUAAAGGGACUGAUGGACACAAGUUUGAGUCAGUCUCUUAAGUAAUGGUAUCACAAAUAAAUAGACAGCUAAGAAAAACCUUGGUGUCUUUUCCUAAUUCCUGUUGUUUCCCAUCUACUUCUGAGCGUUUGCUGGAGGAGGCAGAGGGCAUACUGCUCCAGAUAAGGGGAGGACUUGUUCUUUCCUAAUUUCUCCCAGUGAAGAACGUCUGGAGCUUGCAGCACUGUCAGGUGUCCUUCAGAAGAAAACAAUAAACUAUUCUGGGAGUAAUGAGAAAGAUUCCAUUUUGAUAUAACCUCUUCAUGUUUUAUCUGUAUUUUUCUUGACACCCCCUGCAUAAAUGAUUGUUGCCAUGUUAAUUGUUGGCCAAAGUCUUUCUUUCCCUGUCAAGGAAUUGCAUUUAACUGACUUUACACAGGACAUGGUAAUCUUUUCAGCUUUUAAGGACCACUUUUUCUAUUAAAACAAGCGCACCUCGUGAAAGCAAAUCCUCUUAAAUGCUUCUAAGAAUAUUUAUGUUGCCUAAGAUGGGAGUACUAGCAUUAAAAAAAGUAAAACAAAUGAAAUACCUCACUGUUGCUUUGUUUGAGUUUCAUCUUUAACAUCUGUAGUACAAAAGCUUUUGCAUGUCUCAACUGUGCAGAUCCCAAAUUCCAGCCUUCUCUAGCCAGAGGCAAUUGUUACAGGACUAACAGUCCAUAGUUUACAGUGGCACUAUCUGGGAAUCUAGCAGUGAUCUGAAAAGCUCACCUGCUAUGAAUGUGCAAUAUUUUUAAGCAGCUGCUGCUUCAAGAGCUUAACAUUUAAAACUCGAGCUGCUGAAGGUCCUGUGUGCAGCAGUCUCCAUCUUGGAGCAAUUCCCUCUGUCCAGCUGUUUGCAUUUGGAAUUAAAGUAGCUCAGAUUUGAUAUUUUCUCAAAAUGGGAGAAGUGUCCCGGAAGGUGUGUCUAAAAUGGUUUCAUUGCUUGUGAAUCUGGGUCUUUCAUGGGCUUAGUAUUUGGAGCUGAUAUUUGCUACUGUACCAACUUCUUUCUGGAUAUAAAGUUUUUGCUUUGAGUCAAAAUAAAGCUGGCUUUCAGACUGGGA
Messenger RNA from Prinia subflava (tawny-flanked prinia), 3604 nucleotides. RefSeq names its product cell death inducing DFFA like effector a (gene CIDEA). The record is from RefSeq and is a predicted model, not a curated record. Gene Ontology annotation, cellular component: lipid droplet. The transcript is spliced from 5 exons. Bases 114 to 770 code for a protein of 218 amino acids. NCBI's taxonomy places the organism in Eukaryota, Metazoa, Chordata, Aves, Passeriformes, Cisticolidae. Gene Ontology annotation, biological process: apoptotic process; regulation of apoptotic process; lipid storage.